CAUAAUUCUACUCCCCUCUUUCCAAUAUUUUCCCAUAUUAAGAGGACUCUCCUACUCCUUCCCGUGUAGCUUAAAUAAGUAUUCAAUACUUAGUAUUGUUUGUGAUAAUCUCCAUCACCAUCCAUCUUUAAAGAAGAAGGAGACAUGCUUCCCGAAGAGCAAGACCUUCGUUAUUGUGAUUAAUUUUUUUUGCAUUUUCGAGCCCCCAAUCCAUAUCUUCUACUUCAUCUCUCUUUGUGUUCCUAUUCAUUUUCUUCUCGACGACAUCAGCCAAGGGAAAAAGAGCAGAGGAGUUCUUGCGAAACGAACGCUGCGAAGAUGUUGUCAGGUGCUUCUCAACAGAAGGACCUGCGCCACGUGCGCAAAGGGCCAGAGGCGAAACAGCUGGACCUGGAGAGGGACGUGCCGGCUUAUAUGCUCGAUACGAUUCCGAUCCGGGCUUUUGCAGUGAGACGACGCAUUUUUCCGAUGUUGGCGCGGGCGAAGGCAUUAGCCGAGGAAUUUGAGACGCAACGGCGCAAGCAGCUGGAGCAGCAGGAUAGGGAAGACCACGAACACAGGGCAGAUGCACAGUUGUCGCCCUUGGAUGAGCAACAGGACUUCGCAAACAAAACGUCCUUGUACCAGCUGAUACAAUCAGUGCGCAGGAGCGGCAACAACAAUCUCUCCUCGUCGUCGAACAAUACCUCCAAAACUGGACAAGAUGGGGGAAUCAAUGGAGCGGCUGGAAAUACUGGUAUAUUCUACGAUUCGUACUUAUAUAGAUGAAAUAGGAAGUGAGUUUCGUAACUCCCCUGCCCCUCAUUCUAGUAUCAGGAUGAUAACAAGGAGUGCUUUUCACAGUGAGAAAAUUUCUAUAGGACCCUCGAUAAGCGGCAUUAGAGAUCAUGAUGAUACUAUCCUCAGUGAUUUAACGAAAUUGAUGUUUUUGGAUGAAUAUGCCGCUUCGCGGGCCCUUUCAUCUUUUCUCUGCUUUUAGUGCAAUAGUUCAUUAUGAAGAACGACAUUGAUCAUCACGAGCCGUCCAUUUUUCGAAAACAGCAGCCACGGGCAAUGGCGCUGGAGGAAAGUCCAGCAAGACGGGUGAUAGGCCUUCGACGAGCGGC
This is a messenger RNA of Amoebophrya sp. A25, 1106 nucleotides long. The record is from the annotation of a GenBank genome assembly. Lineage: Eukaryota; Dinophyceae; Syndiniales; Amoebophryaceae.